This is a messenger RNA of Theobroma umbraticum, 592 nucleotides long. RefSeq names its product Ggamma-subunit 1 (gene GG1). Lineage: Eukaryota; Viridiplantae; Streptophyta; Magnoliopsida; Malvales; Malvaceae. The record is from RefSeq and is a predicted model, not a curated record. Gene Ontology annotation, biological process: G protein-coupled receptor signaling pathway.
AUGAGCGUUGGCGGGUCCUGGAGUGCCUGUCAAGGGCGCUAGCGCAUAACUGUCCCCACCUAUUUUUGCCUAGCUUUACUGCUUCACAGGCAGAUGAUGAUUUCAUUAUUUAUGUUUAUAUCAAUGAUAUUUGUUUUCUUUGAGCAAUGCCAUACUUAGUGAUGGAAAAAGUUUCUGUUCUGCAGAAAGGUACCAUAUUACAGUUUAGUAUGUCUUAUUCUUUCUCUUUUCAUGUAAUUUUUCCAGGAUGAGAUGGAAGAGCUUGAGGGAACAGAUAAUGUAUCAACAUUGUGUGAGGAGUUGCUGCUUAGCAUGGAGACCAGACCUGAUCCCCUACUCCCCCUAACAAAUGGUCCUAUAAACCCAUCAUGGGAUAGAUGGUUUGAAGGGCCUCAAGACUCACAAGGUUGCAGAUGCCAGAUUCUCUGAUUUGAGGCGAUCUAACAUUGGUUGCCAAGAUUUGUUACAUAACAGACAUGUUAACAUGUUACAGCUCAAUUGUUAUCUUAACAAAUAUUCAAUUGACUCUUUCCACAGUGUGCAAUACCAAAUUUUUUGGAUGGCUGGAAUUGAAUGUACAAUUUACUUUUUA